AUGCGCCAACUCAAGCACCACGAGCAGAAGCUCCUGCGCAAGGUCGACUUCCUCCAGUGGAAGAGCGAUGCCGGACACCGCGAGAUCGCUGUCAUGCGGCGGUACCACGUACAGAAUCGCGAAGACUAUCACACCUACAACAAGAUCUGUGGACAAGUCCGCCGGCUCUCUCACCUGCUCUCCCGCCUCCCACCCGCCGACCCGUUCCGCACCAAGUACGAAGACAUCCUCCUCUCCAAGCUGUACGACAUGGGCAUCCUCGACCGAGGCGCCAAGAUGAGCGACAUCGAAGGUUCGGAUGCGCCAGUCGUCAAGGGCUUCAAGGGCAAGGAGAAGGAGGUCGAGGGACAGGGAAAGCGGGAAGGAAAGGUCACGGUCGGCGCAAUGUGCCGAAGACGGCUGGCGGUGGUCAUGGUUCGGCUGAAGAUGGCAGAGACAGUCAAGAUGGCCGUCACCUACAUCGAGCAAGGCCAUGUCCGUGUUGGACCCGAUACGAUCACCGACCCGGCCUUCCUCGUCACACGCAACAUGGAGGACUUUGUCACCUGGGUCGACACGUCCAAGAUCAAGCGCCACGUCCAGAAGUACAAUGACGAGCUCGACGACUUCGAUCUCAUGGCUUGA
Rhodotorula toruloides NP11 is the source of this 624-nucleotide messenger RNA. RefSeq names its product U3 small nucleolar ribonucleoprotein IMP3. The coding region runs from base 1 to 624 and encodes 207 amino acids. Gene Ontology annotation, molecular function: rRNA binding; snoRNA binding; structural constituent of ribosome. The record is from RefSeq and is a predicted model, not a curated record. The transcript is spliced from 5 exons. Gene Ontology annotation, cellular component: small-subunit processome; Mpp10 complex; small ribosomal subunit. NCBI's taxonomy places the organism in Eukaryota, Fungi, Basidiomycota, Microbotryomycetes, Sporidiobolales, Sporidiobolaceae. Gene Ontology annotation, biological process: rRNA processing.